Lytechinus variegatus (green sea urchin) is the source of this 5864-nucleotide messenger RNA. RefSeq names its product golgin subfamily A member 4-like. NCBI's taxonomy places the organism in Eukaryota, Metazoa, Echinodermata, Echinoidea, Temnopleuroida, Toxopneustidae. The record is from RefSeq and is a predicted model, not a curated record. The coding region runs from base 203 to 5014 and encodes 1603 amino acids. The transcript has 22 exons.
CAGUUACAGACUCCGAUCGAUCCCACGCAUACAUUUCGCCGUCUGUUAAUUGUGUCAGCACUAGUCAGUGUCAGCAGUACUUUGUGUUUCUUCUAACCGAUACUGGAAGACUUGAGACUUUCUUCUUGCAUAUCUGGGUCCUUGUGUAUAGAGCUUUGGCAGCAGAAAGGGAUGACAAGCUGAUAAAAUACAAAAUAAAAUCAUGUAUCAGAGGACGCCAUUCCGUUCUCAGAGGUUGACGGAACCUCUGAGAGACAAAGAAAAUGUCAAAUCUACUGGUUUAGCAGCAAUGGUACCUGGAAGGGCCAGAACCCCCAUGAAAGCAUUUGGCUCUCCUCACACGCCCCUCACUCCGUUGAGGCAGCCUCUAGCUCUGGUGAAUGGACCAGGGUCGGGUUUGAAAGGCCAGCAACCUCGGAAGCAUAGCCUCAAGCCAUCGUUACCCCGUAUCGAGGCCCUUCGGAAUGAAGGUGGGAUAGGGAAGCUAGAUGGGGGCUCUGCCACGAGAGGGACAAAAACUCCAAAGAGACCUACAUGUAAAAGACAGAAGUCCAAGAGCUGUGCUUCCACACCCAGCCUUGCCAGUGUCACUAAACCUAAACCAGAUGAUAGUGUUGUAGAUUCUAUUACAACUCAUCUCUUUGAUCAGAUUCUUCAAUCUGAACUGGGUCUGGUCAAAAGUAACACCACAUUACAUCAGCCAAAGAUGGAAAGAAGCGUUUCCCCCGUAAAGGUCAGAAGUCAUUCUGACACUGUGGAAGAUGUCCAGCAUGGCCAAGACAUCAAUGAGCCUUGGUUUGAUGAAGCUGUUUCUGCCUAUGUAGAGGGAAUCAUCAGUAGUGCUCUUCAUUCCCUUCACCAAGAGGCACAUGAACCAUCCCACAGAACUGAUUCAGAGGUAAUGACUUACAACCAAACUCUGAAAUCACCUUCUUCAAGACCAGAGCCAUCGGAUGAGGACAUACAGACCUAUGUUGAUGCUGUCCUUUCUGUGCAGCUUCAGCUUGUCAGAAUGGAAUAUGAGGACAAACUGAAUUCUUGCCUGGACCAUUCAUUGGAUUCUCCUCGUGAUGCCUCAGAGGAUAAUCUUCAAGAUGGUUCCUUGACUUCCUUCAAUGAUGAUGGACAUGAAGGCACCCUCGAUGCUGACAUUGAUGAUAGUUUGGUAGGAAGCCUUUCAUUUGCGGACACUACCCCGUCUAGGGUGAAAAUGCAGUGCGCUAGUCCAUGCACCAGCCUUCUUCUCGAUGCAUUUGCUUCUCUGAGCGAGGGAGGAACUCCACCUGGCUCAUCUCCAGGAUACAUGCUCCUGCCACCCAGGAGAGAGUUGGCUCAUGGUGAAGCCGGAGUUAUCUUGCGUCAUGACUCUGCUGACAGCCUGGGCAGCUAUGAAGAUGAGUUCCUUCGCUUUGUUCACAGCCAGUAUGGCUCCAAGAAUGCUAUGGAAAGAACCAAUUCUCCUUUCAUGCAAGAUACUGGGGUGUGCACAACUCCAGGAUUGAAUGAUGUUUCAAGAAACAGUUUGUCAUAUGAAGUCAGAGACACCUAUACACCUUUGAGGUUGAUAGAUAACUCCACCAAUAUGACACCAAAGAAUAUUGUGAAUACAGAGACCUUUAUUACCCCUGUGAAACUCUCUGAAAUAUUCACAGAAACCAAUGCCGUUUCUCUGCAGGAGAGUAGCACAGAGACUGAAGCUGUCCAAUUGAAAGAUGCCAUGAUUGGUUCGCCGUUGAAUACAGCUUCUGUAGGUGUAUCAAUGACUCCGGUCAAACCCAGCGACGCCCAAACGAAUACUUCACCAACCAAAGUCACAGACUCGUCAACAGACAUGGGAAUAGAGAUGGCGGACUGCGGCUCAGAUGCCAGAAAGCUGGAGGUCUGUGAUGCGAUGGUGGGGACCCCUGUAAAGCAGUGUACCUCUGGAGUUGCCACCUCCCCAGUGAUUUCCCAAGACACCUCAUCCUGUAUGACACCUGUGAAGAUGGAAAGCACCGCUAUGGGGACCUCCCCUGCCAAGGUUGAAGACUGUGGCACCGAGAUGCCAGUCAUACACCUGAUUGAUACUGGAGUCGGUAUGUCACCACUUCCCAACAGGACAGAAACAGCUGUUGGAACCUCACCAACAGCAACUGCAGACAAAGAAGUGGGAUGUACCCCUAUUAGGAUGACUGAUAUGAAUUGUGGAACAACUCCACAUCAGGUUACCGAUAGUAACACAGCAAUGACUCCUAUUCUGGUCACCAACACCCAAACGCUCACUUCACCACCAGUUGUGCCAAGUCUUAGAUUUAGUAUGAGUCCAAACUCUGUGGAUUCGGUGAAGCUAGUAAGCCAUGUUCAAACGGCAGCCAUCAGCAACCAACUCCUUAGGACUGAAAUACAGAUGCUACGUUCCGAGAAGGCUCAGGCAGAUCAAAGACUUACUCUCGCUACCGAACAGAUACAGAAGAAAGAGCAGGAGGUGCUGAUGAAUGAAGAUACGAUGGGGCAGUUGAAGAGAAUGGCCAGGGCAUCGGCUGAUAAAGAGAUAGAAGAUUUGAUGUCUCAGGUUGGAGAACAGAUGAUGCAGAUAGCUCAACUGGAGGCAGCACUUGGAGAGAAAACCCAGAUGUUGUCUAGUCUCAAGGAUGAUAAUGAGAAGAUGAAGAAGGAUUAUAAACAACAGAUAAUUGACUUACAAGAUGAUCUUUGCAGGGCCUACAGGCAACAUCAGCAACAGCUGUCUGAUUUAGAGACCCAGUACAGGAAAGGAGACUAUGAGAGACACUAUACAAGGAGUCAACAGAGAGUCAAUGAGCUUGAGAGUCAACUUGAUGCAUUUAUGCAGCUACAGGAUACAGUAGACAGAGCCAUUCAAAUACAGGAUCAAUUUUGUGUUGUUAAGAAGACUUUUGAAGAUGUGGAAUCAUUGUUCAAGAUGACGAUGCUGAGUCGUGAUAGAGUAACAGCACAGAUGAAGACAUUGGAGGACAAUAAGACCAGUCUGGAGAAGGAAAAGGAAGCAUGGAGACAUCAGAUCGAAGAUGGAGACAGAAAGAUGAAGGAAAACAAUGAGAAGAUGGAAGAAAUGAGAAAGAUGAAAGAGGAGGCAGAGAACAGUAGAUGUGAAAUGUACAAGGAACUACAAGAAACCUUAGAAUCUAAAGAUACGGAAAUUUCCAAGAAAGACAAAGAAAUCGAAGAACUGUCCAUCAAGUGUACUCAACUGGAGGAGAGGGAGGUAGCCCAUUUCCUUGAAGAGCGUAAUCAGGAGGCAGCCAUCAUGGUACAGCUUGAGCAGCAAAAGGCAAUUAAACUUGAACUGGAGCAGACCAAAACAAACCUGCAAGAAACCAUCGAUCAGCUUCAUAAGCAGUGCCAGAGUGUAUCAACUGAGAAGCUUUCCCUUAGUGUCGAUUUGAAUUCUACCAAGGCCAAACUCUACUCUGUGGAAGCUGAGCUGGAGGAUACAAAGAAGACGAAUGAAGAGAGACGGACCAGGCUUUCUGACCUGGAGCUUGAACUGCAAACCUGCAGGAAUGCUAGUACAGAGUUGCAACUCGUCAAAUCCACACUAAAGACACUAGAGAAACAGUUCCAGGAGAACAAGCAAUUCCUAGAAGAGGAGAGGACAGCCCUGGAGGAGUCUGCAGCAGAGACAGAGAAUGAGCUGAGAAUCACCGGUAUGGAACUAUCCAGGAGUAAAGCAGCAUUGUCUGAGGCAGAGCUGGUCAGGCGACAACUCCAGGUUUCCAUGUCAUCUCUCAGUGAGCAGGUAGAAUCCCUUCAGAGUGAGCUAGACCAUACCAAGGCCCAAGCUCACUGGAUGCUCUUAAAUCAAGCCUCAGAGAUUAGCGAUGCUACUACAGCUCUUGAUCAACUCACUCAUGGUAUCUCAACAGCAGUGGCAAAGCUCGCGGAUCACACUCUUGACAAGGUUGAAGGAGCAUCAUCAAGUGGUUUUGUCACAGAACAACGAAGUCAUGUACACCAUCGCUCGAAGUCAUCUGGUAAACCAGGAUCUUUAGUGGUCUCUGUUCUCAGAGCAGUCGACCACAUUGAAACCCCUGGCAAGACAUCGAGUAUUGAUGACCCAGUCACUCCAUGUCGACAGAAAGGAAAAGAAGAUGGUUCGCCAGCAGUGGUCAUUGGUCAGUCCAGCUCAAGUGCCUUCUCAGUACCAAGACCAAGAACUCUCAUUGACCAACAGGAAGAAGAAAAAGAAGCCAUCGGCAGCAAUGACCAAGAUAAGAAGCCUGUUGAGGCGCUACCUGAUCAGGUUUUGAAUUUGAAGACACUGUUCUCCAAGAUGUUCACUGCAUUCAUCGAAAAUGAGGAGAAGCUGAGGGAGGAAGUGUCUCGACUCCAACAUGAAAUUCAAGAGAAGGACAAGGGCUCUAAGAAGACCCUUCAGCGCUCUGAGAAUCAAGUGUUGCUGUUGAGGGAGCAGCUGGAGGAGUCUCUAUCUUAUCGUAACCAGCUCCAGCAGAGUCUAGUAGACGCCCAGAGACAAUCGUCCGAACAGCUUCAGGCUCUGGACUAUGCACAGGAAAGGAUAGAAGACAUGGCUACCAACCUGGCAAGGUUCUCAGAUCAGAAAUCAAAGAUAGAGGCCAUGGAAGAAGAGAUAUCGGGUCUUAGAGCAUCCCUGAAGAUGGUUACCAGAGAGAAAGAAAUAGUGAUGGCUCAGUAUGAGGCAUUAUCCUCAAAGUAUCAACAGGUAUCCAUGUCUUCUACUGGGGAUGGAGAAAGCAUGGGCAAACUACUGAAAGAAAAUCUCCAUUUGAAGAAAGAGCUGGACAAGGUUCGCAUGAAGUUCCUCAAACGACAGGAAGACUAUGAGCUGUUUCAAAGCAAGGCUGGAAAACAGAUGAAAGUAUUAGAGGGAAAUUGGAAGAAAGCUGAAGCAGAGAUCUAUAGACUUGAUCAACUCUUUGACCAUUGCAGAAAGGUAAUGGAUAAGGUUCCGAGUCAGAUGUGCCAAAAGGAUCCUAACCUCAGGCUACUUUAUGAGAUGUUCAGCAGUCAGUAGAAUGUGUCUCAUCACGGAGUUUGACUUGUGAAUCUGUUUACUCCUAUAUUACAAAUGGGUUGUCCAUAAACAUCCUACUACCAAGAGUGUGUGUUACAAUGGGCUGAUUUCAUGAAACUAUCCAUAACCAUAUUUUGUGAACAUACUUAGAAAUGUUUAUUAUACCUUACCGUGGCGAGUUUCACAAUACUAUCAUAAUACUUAUUUAAUUAACACGCUUAAAGAUGUGCGCUGAGUAAUACCUUACAAUUGGGUACUAGUGUUACAAGACUAUAUCAUUUCACGAACAUCUAUUGUGGAGAUGAUAUUAAACAAAGAUUAGAUGAAGAGCUUACAGUGGUUUGGUGAAACUGCCCCCUACGGUCUUAUUGUACUUCAUAAGAAUAGGACAGCCACACAUUUCAAAUCUGGACCCCUUUUAACAAAGAGUUGCGAAGAUGUGCAAGUCAAACUGGGACCAUGGAAAUCUGUUCGACUUUGGGGAAGUUUUACCUGGAAAAGGUGUAUAAAACUUGUUAUGCAUAAUCUGGUCCAAGAAAAUGCUUUGAGUUAUGUGAUUUUUCUUUUACUAAAGGAAGGCCAACCUAUGCUGGUUUACCUGUAUAGUAUGGUACAUUUAUGAGGCGAGGGAGCGGAGGAAGGGGGAGGGGUAUAUUAAUUGCUUUGCCCAGUUAAUUUCUGCACUGCACAAAAUAUACUAGUACAGUAUUUUUUAGUAUUAUUUUGCAUCGUUUUGCCUUGAAGGUGCUGUCUUCUAUCAGUAUUCAUUCACUGUUGAAUAGCAUUAACGAACAUAUCACUGAGUACACAUUUCAGGUCAGCUAAGUAUAUUCAACUCAAGAUUUUUUUU